Messenger RNA from Pomacea canaliculata, 9088 nucleotides. RefSeq names its product nuclear receptor subfamily 5 group A member 2-like. Gene Ontology annotation, biological process: regulation of transcription by RNA polymerase II; tissue development; hormone-mediated signaling pathway. The record is from RefSeq and is a predicted model, not a curated record. Gene Ontology annotation, molecular function: RNA polymerase II cis-regulatory region sequence-specific DNA binding; nuclear receptor activity; zinc ion binding. Bases 743 to 2671 code for a protein of 642 amino acids. Gene Ontology annotation, cellular component: RNA polymerase II transcription regulator complex. The transcript has 8 exons. NCBI's taxonomy places the organism in Eukaryota, Metazoa, Mollusca, Gastropoda, Architaenioglossa, Ampullariidae.
ACCUGCGACAAGGUGAUGUGCCUGAGUGUCUUCAUGGUGACCGGAGUCAAAUACCCUGCUCUUACUCGUUCGACACGGGGGUUAGCGUGUCCGGCCAGCCGGCCCUGACGUUCUGAUUACUGUACGUAUGUGGAUCUGAGUCUGUUUGGCAGCAACACUCACACGAUGAAUCGAUGGUCAAGACCCAACUGUCAAGGGCUUAGCAAUGUUCGAUAAAAUUCAAACAGCCUAGGUACCGUAAUAAGACGAACUUCCAACAGGUGAAGUCAUGUAAGUAAAAUAAACUGGUAGGUCAGCGUAAUCAAAACGAUAUCAAUAAAACGAGAUUCUUUCAAGAGUCGAGCUGCAGGCGCCAAAAUGUGUUUUGUGGAAGAAAUGUUUCGCUCUGCUCCUUGGUGCCGGGACAAGACAGCACUGAGAGAAGGCGACGCCGUCUGUCAUUAUGGGGCCUGCGCCACGGACAGGUGAGACAUUGGGAAUCUGGAGAGAACAACAGACUAUAUACUCUCUUUCUCUCCACUUAUGUCAGCCUCCAGCCCACCAUUAGUGUUUCUGUGCACAAAAUCACCCUGAAGUCGCCCAGCAUGGUGGAGGCUUCUCGUGGCUAAAACCAACCCUCAUCCCAGACGAAAAACGAUGUAAGGUGCGGGGCUACGGGGACCAGACAAUUAGCUGUCUUCCUCACAACCUCACUGAACUGUCUGCCCCUGAUCUGCCUCACGACCUCACUCACCUGCAGUGCAUGUCCGAGGUUUGUCUAAUGACGUCAUUCAGUGCGCGAGAGGCUGAAGGUAAGCCAGACCUGUCACGUGAUACAAUGAGACCGGGCAGACUGUUGGUGACGUCAGCACGCUACAGCAUGCCGGAAGUGAUGGGGCACGCGGUCAUGUCGGCGGGCCUGACGCUUGACGCAAUUGCCUGCAAAGAAGAGGACGCCGUGGUUGUCGACUACAUCCUGAAAGCAUCUAGCUCCAACAGUGAGACCCACUACCCUCCAGAUGUCAAGGCAGGGUUUGACGAGUUGUGUCCAGUAUGUGGGGACAAAGUUUCAGGCUAUCACUAUGGACUACUCACCUGUGAAAGUUGUAAAGGUUUCUUCAAGAGAACAGUACAGAACAAGAAGGUCUAUUCAUGUGUGGACAAUCGAAGUUGUCAUAUUGACAAAAGCCAAAGGAAACGCUGCCCAUACUGUCGAUUCCAGAAAUGUCUUAAUGUUGGUAUGAAAUUAGAAGCUGUGAGGCAGGACAGGAUGCGAGGUGGACGGAACAAGUUUGGGCCUAUGUACAAGCGAGAUCGUGCCUUGAAACAGCAACAAUUGCGCCAGCAGCAGCACAUGUUGGCAGAAUGUGAGAUGAACAUUAGUGGUGGGGCACCGGCUUCCCCCAUUGACAUAAAACCAGAUCCAGCUUUGCUGCAGGCCAGCAUCAGCAUGCCUUAUAAUUCUACUGCUGUUGCUCCCGGUGUUGGACCUUCUGCCGCAGAUAUUUCUUCGGUAGCAGCUGCUGUGGCUGCAGCUGUGGCAGUUGCAUCAGUAGGGAAUGGAAGCCAGACUGCAGCCACAGGUAAUGGGUAUUCAUCUUUAAGUCAUGGAACAUCAGCAGGUGGCCGUGGAUCACAAGGUGCAAGCAGCAAUGGAAGCAGUCCUCUUCAUGCAGAGAACACCAGGGCUGCCAUCUCUCAUACUCUUCAUCAUUCUCAUCACCAGCAUCACACCAGCAACAGUCUCCACCAAAGCAGCAACCACAAUGGUAAUAGUCAUCUUCACCACCAGCAGCAGUUGACAGAGGCUCCAUACAUCCUCCAACAGCCCCAUCACCCACCCUCUAGCACGAAUCCUAAUUUCAUUGGCCAAAGUUUGAGUUUAAAUGGCAGCUCUACCAACACUUUAAUAGGAAAUGUCAUGGACAAUUUACAAGGCUAUGGGAUACCUCCACCAUCUGUCCCAGCCUCUGUACCCCAACUGAUGAGAGAAUUAAAGGCUAAUUUAAUGGAGGAGGAGGAUGUCAAACAGAAAAUGCUGAAUUUUCUAAGAGACUCAUUGCGACAAUUGGACACAGUUAUCCAUCCAGAGCAGUUGCUGCCAAUCAUUUGCCGCAUGGUUGACCAGCUCCUUUUCUUGAUGGUGGAGUGGGCACGCAGUUCCCCAUUCUUUAAAGAGAUAAAGGUAGAGGACCAAAUGAAACUUCUUCAGCAUAGUUGGAGUGAGAUCCUUAUCCUUGAUUUUGUCUAUCGUCAAGUGCAAGAGUUCUGGGGCACCGAGCUUGUUCUGCCAAACAGUCCAAGGCUGAAUUUUGAAGUGCUGGAUAAACUGGGCUUGACUGACGUCCGAGGUCGUUUGUGUGAGCUGAUAAAGAAGAGCCGGGAAUUAAAACUGGACAAAAAUGAAUAUAUGUGCCUUAAAUUCCUUAUCUUGCUUAAUCCAGAUGUGUCAGGACUGGAGAAUAGACAGUAUGUGGAGCAGAGCCAAGAAAAGGUGAAUGCUGCUCUUCUGGAAUACUGUCUAAGCUUUUAUCCUGAGAUAAAGGACAAGUUCAGCCAAAUCCUGCUUCGAUUGCCCGAGAUACGCCUAAUAAGCAUUCGCAUGGAGGAGUUUUUAUAUUUUAAACAUCUUAAUAAUCAAGUUCCAGAUCAAACACUUCUGACAGAAAUGUUGCAUUCAAAACGAAAAUAAUGUUUUUCUUAAAGAAAGGCAUGUGAGCAGGAAUAAUAUAACUUGUUCCGAUGGACACAGGUGUGUGUUCAUCUUACCUUAUCGUCGGUGGUAUGUUUUAAGAUAGUGGAAUAAUGAAAGAAUUGUAUCAUUAAUUUCACAAUUUGUGGAAUUAAAUAUUAAAAAAGGGGAAACAGAAGAGCUUUUCAAGACUGACAUAAAAUUGUUUACUCUUUGUGUGUGUAAAACACACCAUACUUACAUUUUGUGCAAGUUGUACAUUUGUCACUCAUAUCCCCUCCUGCCUCUCUCACCAUGUGGCCUGAUCAUUAGAAAGUUUCAUUUUUUUUUCCAUUUAAUAAAAUUAUCUGCCAAAUACAAAGUUUGUGAAAAUCAUAAAACAGGUUUUUGUUUCUGAGAGUCUGCACUGAUAACAACGUGAAAGGCUAAUGAGAAUUUAGCAUUGAUAUACUGACAUUUUAGUAUAAAGAUGCAUGAAAUUAUGCAUUGUUAGUCUGCAUUAAUUUUUUUUCACCUUUAAAGGUUCAUGUUCCUGAAACUAAUGGCUUAAAAGUUAGUCAUUCAGCAUCUGAUUUUUUUUUUAAAUCGCCAAAGACCUUGUUUCAGUCAGUUGUGUCUGGAUUGGUACAUAGUGAUUGUGAACUUUAAAGACUUGCUGGGGACUCUGCUCAGAGUUGAGGUGCAGAUGGGUGGCUAGUGAGGUUUGAAUUUGUGCUUUGAGCUGUGUUAUUCUGCGAUAUCAGUCACUAGUACCUGAUGUGCAUCCAAGUGUACCAUGGUGCCUGCUGGACAACUUCUCAUGGGCUUGGGUCCAGGUGUAUGUGCUCUUUUGUAUAGAAGCUGUGCAGACACUGGCCAUUCACUUGCAGGGAUGUCUGCUCACACAUGCCUUUUUGUCCUGUGAAUACAGUUUUGCAGACAUGCAUCCAGACUUGUUAAUAUAAAUUAUAUUGUGUUACAAGUGGAAUCUAUACAAGCUUGAAAACUUGCUUAUUUGUCAAUGGAUUUUUGUAUUAUUUGCACUACUUGAUAGUGAUGUAAAUAUUUCUUUUGUAAUGGAUAUUGUGAAUAGAUUUAUUUUAAAGAUAAGCCAUGCUCGAGCAGGACCUGUUGGUAUUCUAUAGCCUUGUGAUGAUAUUUCAUUCAAGGAUUGCAACAGAAAGAUGAAUACACUUCUAAAAAAUUCCCAAUACCUGCUAACUACCAGUCCUUCACCAGGAAUCCCCUAUUCAAGAUAACCUUUUCCUGCUCUGUCCUUUAUGAUUAUUGCUGGGGGUUUAAAUAUAGGAUGGAUUCCUGCACGUGCACUUUUGCACCUAAACUUUGGUGAUCUCUAUGAAAAUGUGAUGUAUAUAUAAUCAAUGUCUAGUGUCAGUGAUUGUUCAUUCUAGUGACUGAUCUGGGUAUUGUUUGUUUUCUUUAUUCUCUUCCACUCUUUUUCAAAGUUGGCUAGAGCUUGGCCUAAAAGAGGGGGGGGGGGAGAUUCUCUUGACUUCCUUUUUUCUUUCAUUUUGUUUAUAUGAACCUGGUUUUUAAUUAAGGCUUGUCUUGUGUUUAAUUUUUUAAGAACUAGGGGUUCAAGAUAAAAUAAUCUAAUAAAAUGAUUCAGUGGCUUAAAAUCUUAUUCUAAAACAAGAGGUAGUGGAAGGCAAAACAUUUUUAAUGUUGCGAUAAUAGCCAGGCUGAUGGAAAAAUAAAGACAUGUUCUGUGUAACAAAUAUGACACCAUACAGUCUUUGUUUACUUUUACAUUAAAUCGUUAUUGAAAUUAUUUCGUGAUUUCUGUAGCAAAACAACAUGCCUUUAUAGCAUUUGUCUUCGUUCAGCAUGAAUCCAUAUUCAAAUAUUUCCUAUGCAGAAUUCACGAUUAACAAUGAAAUCAGAAUCACAAUUUUGCAUCCAAUGGAUAAAAUCUUAUUUAGAGGUGAACUAAUUUUGAGAAUUUAAGUGAAUAAUUAUUUAGUCGCUUAGGAAGACUAUUAAUACAUCAGUAACUUAACUUGAAGUCGCACAUCUCAAAAGAUCGCACUGAACAAGCAGUUUGCAUUAAUACGGUAAAUAUGCACUAUAGCAUUUUUGUAAAAAUGUUACAAGAAAUGUCAGUUGUCAGAUAUUUGUUUUAAAAAUGCAGAUUAUUAUAGAAAAUAUUUAACACCGCACCAUUAUUUCAUGAUUUUAAGUGAAUGUGUUCUGGUCACAGCAGUGAUGCUAAACAAUAAAACAAAAUAUGUUAAUUUUGACAAGAAAAUUUGCAUAAAAUGAGGUGCACGUUCCGAAAGAAGAAAAUACAGGAGUCAUUGCACAGUUUUAAUGCUAGAAUAUUUGUUUUAUAAUCAAGAAUAUUGUUUAUUUCUGAAAUAACAGUGCUAGAAUAGGAGAAAAUGAAGACUAUGCCAUGAACAAAACCAUUUUGCAUCCCGCUUUUCAACACCAACCACACACCCAUAGCUUCUUCCCCUUAAAGGUACUUUUUUAAUAGCUAAGAGCACAGCUAUGUUUCAGCCAUUAAGCUUUUAAAUUUGAUCAGGGGGGGAUUGUUUGCUGUAAUCCUCUCCCAAAGCCAGAGCUUAUAACAUGGCUCUUUAUCACAUGUUAGACCUGUCAUUGGACAUAUGGGAUAUUACUGUGGGUAGAAGUACCAGGUUGUAAUACCACUAGUUAGUCUGGAACUGCUUAUUCAUCCAGGGAGAACAAGUCUUAUUUCACAUCUAACCUUCAUCUCUGGAAGCUAUUCUCCUAUCUGCCACCUGGAGACAUGCUGAGUUUAGGGUGGUUGAACCACUACUGGAUAGCUGUGGAUAGCAUAGUCCUAGACGAAUUAAGAUUCACUAUUACCAAAGUAGUGGGCAGGCCAAAAGUUUUCAGCGCCCAGUUGAAUGAAGUUGUGUUAGCUAUACACAUCACACUACAGGAGUUAUAAGUGUGACAGUUUUUUAUUUCUAUCUUCAAUCUCUCAAUGGGUUUUAAAAAUCAGAAACUUUUUUGUUUUUCAUAAAAAUGAUUCACAUUUUCUUUCUUGGUUUCUUGACUCAGUAGCUUACAAAAAAGGAAUUGUGUACAGAAAAUAUUGGAAAAUGAACUCACUUAUCUGCAAAGAAGAAUCCAGCAUGUUUACAGGCACAUACAUUUGCGCUCAUACACCACUGGUGAGCACAAUUUUUGCUCAUUGAGCAUAAAGAUUUAGACACCAUUAUCAAUCCAGUAGGGCAGCGGUUCUCAGCCGUUUACUUGUGACGACCCUCUUACGAACAAAGGUACGUCCACGCGCCCCCCUUAGCCAGCAAUGUAAGUUAAUUUCACUAAUACCGGUAUAAGAAACUUUUAAAAAAUGACCACCUUCACUCUCAACUUGUAAGCACGUUGCGCGCCCCACCGUUUGAGAACCGCGGCUGUAAGGAAAUCAUAUAACUCAACAAAUUAAGUUAUGCAGAAUAUGACUAAAACUUUCGUUGGUCAUCACAACACAUUCAGUCUUGCUGUUGUUACUGAGAGGUGUUAGUGCUAUGCUGCUGAAUUUUGUGCAGAUUAAAGAAAACUGUUACUUUUUAGCUUGUUUUAUCAUUACUCCAGUGGACAGUUAAAACUUACAUCUCUCUACCUCUCCACUAACAAGAAAAGAUGUGUUAAACUGAAUACAAGCUUUUGCCUUAUCAUUUGUUGAUGUUUACAAAGUGUAAAAAUCUCUUUAUUUUAAAGACAGUGUUUUGCCUGCUGAUUGUUGAGAGAUCUUUAACAUUUUCAUCCUUGUGUUUAGGAAAAGCUUUCUCUUGAUACUCACAGUUUGAAAAAAUUAGAAAGUUUUUAUAUAGAAUAGGUAGGGGAAGAAACAGUGAAAAUUAACUAGUUUCACAGUUUUAUUGUUGAAAAAUAGUCUCUUGCAUGCUGAACAUAUCUGUUUGCUAAAGACUACGUUUUUGUAAAUGGUGAACACUGAGUUCAGAAUGUCAAUUUUUGGUGCUCAAGAUAAAUGGUGGUGUAUUUUCUGUCACCUGCUGUUGAGUGCAGUUGAAGUAGACUGGCAUGUGCUUCAUAGGUAUGAGGGUAGGUGAGGUGUGAAGGGAGUAAAAUAGCUUCUCAGUAGUUUUUGGUGUUCACAUCAGUGUAAUAACUCACAAGCUUGUAAUUCUAAUUGUGCAUUAUUCACAUCUGUAUUGCAGAACCCUUGACAGGUUGAUUUUAUUUAGUCAUUCACAUUCUAAGGUAGAAUGAAAUUGAUCUACAGAAAACAGAAAUGUGCAUGCAAGAUGGCCUAUCAGCCUUCUUGACAUGCAGGUUUUUUAUAGGGCUGAUAAUUACUAGAAAAAAUAAGGUGCUACUGUGGCUUAACAGCAGUUUUGUCUAAAUAAAUGAUGGGAAAAUAAACUUUUCUGCUAUUAACCCUUGAGUGUUACUUGGGCUCAGAACUUUGUAUAAAAAGUGUUAACACUGAGCAUUUCUCAGGCUUUGAAUUUUAUGUAGGAAAUCCAGACCCCAGACACUUUGUUAAGUCUGAGUAUCAUUUUAACAUACAUUUCAUGAUCAAGUAAUGUUUAGGGUUUAACGUUAAGGAGGUAAACGGGAAAAAAAAACAAUGAAAAUUUUUUGCAUCUGUUAGUAGUAUUGAGCCAGUAUUAUACAUUGUUCUAACCACAUCAAUUUACUUGUAAGCAGUGCAUUAUUUCAUUUGACAUUAACGGAAGCUAUAUUUCUAGUUUAGACUGAUCUUCUGAUGUCAUAGUCUUAAAAUAUAUUACCUUAUUUGGUUAACAUCUUGGCUUUAGCUAAAAGUUCAUCAGCAUGACAUAAAGCUUCUAAGAGGUUAAUUUGGUACACUAAAAUUGGCUUGUUUUUUUCUUUAAUUACAAAUGUGAGAAGAUGUUAAUGUGUGGUUGGAUAUGGAUAUAUAUGUAUAUUGCAGUCUUUAUAUUUGUAUGUUGAAAUUGUGUGAAUGGAAGGAAUUUUGCGCCUGUGGUUUCUUUCCAUUAUUUCAGGAACUUCAAAGAUUUUUCUAAAAUUAUUUUUUAUGACCACCUUUUACAAACCCAGACUAUGAAUGUUAAAAAAAAAAUCACUGACCCUCCAGGUACUAGUACUAGCUGCUUUGAAAAGGAUACCUAAGAUGAUAAAUCAUUUUUUGAAAAAAAUGAAGACAUAUUUUCCACUGUGGGACAGUUUUACACUUUUUUUUAAGGUUUCUAGAAAGAAAACCCCUAAGUAUCUGACCCAGAAUACAGGUAAUAUUCUUGAAAAUGAUUAUACUUUGCUGCUUUCACAUGGCAUUUUAUAAUCAAAAUUACUGUCCUGCACUAAAAAUAUUCUGAUUAUGUUCAUUACUGUUGUUUUUAUAUGGAGAAGGAUUUUACCCUACUGUGUUACACCUGAUUUAGGCAUCUGUCUGCUCAUUUCACAGAAUGCUCACAUUAAAGAAUGUGGAUUGCAUUUAUUGCUGAUCAGUAUAGUUUGAUUUCAUUGGGAUCUUGUGGACAUUGAAUGUAGCUUUAUGCUGAAAUUAAGAGCUUUGAACACUUCAUUAAACAUUAGCUAAAUAUAAACUGUACAGCUUAGCUAGAUUGCUAUCAGGGAGGAUUGUUGUGGUUCAACUGGCUGCACAUGUGCAUUGUUUAGUGCAUCAGAAUGCAUCAAGGCCCAAAGAAAAAAAUAUAUGAAAAUUCAUUUAAUUUCAGACAUACAGAGUGAAAAAUUCCUUUUCUCCAAUUCCUUCACUGUUAAGGAUUCAUUUUCCUAAACAUCAUAAAUUUGCCAGAAAAAAAGAGUGUACUAGAUUGAUAAAUUGUAGAAUCUGGUGUUCUAAUUAAUUUUUUAUCAAAAUAAUGGAUUAGGUGUCAGCAGGUGUCAGGGAAGGCAUUUGGCUCCACAUGCAUGUCAUUCUCUCCCUCUUCUCUUCAUUUUGAGGAAAACUCUUUAAUCAGGCAGUAUGUCAACCAUGCCUGUGUGUGUGUGUGUGCACGCCUAUUAAGUUGUUUGAAUGUGACCAUGUAAAACUUAACUACACAUCAGCUCACAUUGAAAUGGAUUCUUUCACAAAUAACAGUUGGAGAUUCGCUUAUACCUUACACUGAUCUUAGAUUCAUAUCAGAAGUGUAUUUCAACAAGUCUAAAGCAUGUGAUCUGUUCCAUGCAUAUCAAAACUUGAUAUGUGUGUAUGUGUGUAUAUAUAUCAAUCAUCAUGUCUGAUUGGCUUGAGUUUUGUUCACUUAAGAUAGUUUGGCAUUCUAGCCUUAUGGAUUCCAUGUGAGGCUGUUGUAAAGUGUGCAGGUAGCUAUGAUUGACAAUGUGAACAGAAAUGUUUUAACUGUUAAAGCAGCUACCCCAAUGGAGUCAAUCUAUUUCACAAAAUAAAACAUGCUGUGGAAUUUAUCAAAUGAUGAUGUGCCUAGGAAUACACUUUUAUUAGAAUAAAAUGAUUAUGUCUGUUAA